AUGUCAGACGGUUUUCAACUGUAUUCUCAAGUUCGUCGCACCGCAUCACAUCAUGGCGGAACAGUUGCAACCAAGGCAGCUGCUUUCAAGGAGAACUACACUACUUGCGUCUCUGGGUCGGGCAGAAGAUUUCGACGCUGUUUAUAUGCUCAGCGAGACCAAUCGCAGGUACCGUUGCGGUUACAGUACCUAUCUGGCAUUUGGGACGGUUUAGAGACUGUGCAGGCUCAACUAGAGGACAUCGUGGACACUCCGGAAGGGCAAGCGGAGCACGCAGCGGUGCGUGCGGAUUUCGAAUCUCGGCUAUUCACAAUAAAAGCCAGUCUAACUUCUGCUGCUAACCCCAAUCCUCCUCCUUCUCAUUCUUCCUCCGCUCUCUCAGGUAUCAAGUUGCCUACCAUUUCUCUGCCGGAAUUUGAUGGUGAUUACAGGCAGUGGCUUGCUUUUCAUGAUACUUUUCUGGCUUUGAUCCAUUCCAACACUGAUGUUCCGGACAUUCAAAAAUUCCACUAUCUGCGUGCAGCUGUCAAAGGGAAAGCUGCGAAGUUGAUCGAGUCCAUCGGUAUAAGCUCGGAAAAUUAUGCUUUAGCUUGGCAAACAUUGGAGGGCCGUUAUUCCAACGACUAUCUGCUCAAGAAACGGCAUUUGCAGGCACUUUUCGACAUCCCAUGCAUGAAGAAAGAGUCUGCUGCAGCGUUACAUGGUUUGGUUGACGAGUUUGAACGGUACAUCAAAAUUCUUCAUCAACUAGGUGAACCCACCGGAUCAUGGAGUACUAUAUUGGAGCAUCUUUUGUGCACACGCCUGCACGACAAUACUCUUCGCGAAUGGGAAAAUUAUGCGUCAACAGCGGAGAAUCCGGAUUACACCUGCCUAAUCGAUUUUCUGCAAAGAAGGACGCGAGUUUUGGAAUCAAUUUCUGUGAAUCAUCAUCACGACUCGAAUCCUACUCCCAAGACCUCUGCUAGUGUGCCAAAGCGGCAAUUCCAGUCACAAUUUCGGCUGUCUUCCUGUGCAUCUACCGCCGCGUCGUUUGAUUCCAAAUCCGUAGACAAUUGUGCAGUUUGCAGUCAACCCCACAUGGUGAUUAGGUGCCCGAAGUUCAACCAGUUCACUUCCAAAGAGCGACAGCCCAUAGUCAUAGUCCAAGCGUCUAUGUUUCUGAAAACCGGGCACAUGGUUCGCUAUUGUUCGUCUAAUUUCAGCUGUCGUAAAUGCAAUCGUCGUCAUCAUACGCUACUUUAUUCCGGACAAAGUGAGGGAUCGCAGCGGACCAAAGAAAAUGUUGCAUCUAGUUCUGUUUCUACCGUUACGAAGAAUUCGCAACUGGUGAUCGAUGCUUAUGGUCAAGCACAUUUAGCUCCUGCCCUACUGGACAGCGCUUCACAACCGAAUCUCAUCACCGAGCGAAUGGCUCAAAUUCUUCGACUACGUAGAGAACGUGUCAACGUCAUCAUGCAGGGUGCUGGUAAGCUUUCUAAGCCGGUUUGGGAGUCGGUAUUCACGGAAAUCCACUCGAGACGGGACGAUUUUUCAUGCGGUGUAAAUUUCUUGGUAAUGGACAAAGUUACGGCGAAUCUGCCUCCUCGAGAUGUUCCCACAACUGGAUGGAAAGUUCUCAAAGGUUUGUUUCUGGCAGAUCCGUCAUUCAACGUGAGCCAACCAAUCGACAUGGUUCUAGGGGCAAGACAUUUCUAUUCAUUCUUUCCCAGUACUGCGCGUAUCCAGUUGAACGAAAAUUUACCUCUUCUAGUCGACAGUGUUUUCGGAUGGAUCAUCGUUGGCUCUGUCAGCUCAGCUGAUUCUCAACCAGGUCCCUCGUCUACAGUCUGCAGCAUUGUAUCAGUUUCAGCAACUACCCUGGAAGACAGCAUCGAACGAUUCUGGAGGACCGAAGAGUUAACCACCAAGAAAAAUUAUUCUGCCGCUCAUGUCCGUUUCCCCAAGAAGCCUGAUUUUGGAGUAAUGCUCGGUGAGUCAAAAUCCGGUGCUCUACGGCGGUUCGAACUACUAGAAAGACGAUUGGAACGGAAUCUGCAACUCAAAGAUGACUAUCAUCAGUUCAUGCGAGAGUAUCUCUCCCUUGGCCACAUGAAGCUGGUCCAAGCGGACGACGAUCGUGACUCUCGGACGUAUUAUUCACCGCACCACUCCAUAAUUAAGGAAGCACAGACAGUCGAGAACCAUCUGCCUGCGCAUCGAGCUUAG
Molecule: messenger RNA, 2208 nt
Organism: Wyeomyia smithii (pitcher-plant mosquito)
Lineage: Eukaryota; Metazoa; Arthropoda; Insecta; Diptera; Culicidae
Exons: 4
Coding region: 1-2208 (735 amino acids)
Source: RefSeq, a predicted model, not a curated record